CGCCCUCCAACUAAACCACUCCAGCUUCCAAUCAUUCGGGUGCCACAAACACAACCCCAACUCUUUCUCACUUCGUCAUCUUCCCCUUCUUGAUCAUCCCUCACAAAGAAGAAAAACCAACGAUGAACCGACUAUUCGGUAGCAAGAACACGGCUCCGAAGCCAACACUGGACGGGGCGAUCAGCAAUGUAGAGAAUCGCAUCUCGAGCAUUGACGUCAAGCUGGCCGCGCUGAACUCGGAGCUCUCGACCUACCAGACCAAGAUCGCCAAGAUGCGCGACGGGCCCGGCAAGACGGCCCUGCGGCAGAAGGCGCUGAAGGUGCUGCAGCGGCGGAAGCAGUACGAGGCGCAGCGCGACCAGCUGUCGCAGCAGUCGUGGAACAUGGAGCAGGCGGGGAUGAUGCAGGACAACCUGAAGAACGUGAUGACGACGGUGGACGCGAUGAAGACGACCACCAAGACCCUGAAGAAGCAGUACGGGCAGAUCGACAUCGACAAGAUCGAGCGCAUGCAGGACGAGAUGGCCGACCUGAUGGACAUCGGCAACGAGAUCCAGGAGAGCAUCUCGCGCGCCUACGAUGUGCCGGAGGAUGUCGACGAGGCGGAGCUCGACGCUGAACUGGAGGCCCUCGGCGAGGAGACCAUGAUGGAAGGCGCCAUGGCCGACAGUGCCAUGCCCAGCUUUCUCCAGGACGAGGUCGCGCCCCCGCAGUUCAUCGAUGAGCCGCCGGAGCAGAGUAAGAUCAAGGAGCCUGCGGGCGGGCUUAGCUGAUUUGGGUGAGCGGAUGGGGGGGAGGCGGUCUAGUAUCUUUGAGCCUAGGUGUUCGAAUUAUGGAAAGCAUUCGGAGUUGGGUCAUGUCUAUUCGCCUUCAAGUUUUCCAGAUGAAGCAAUU
Aspergillus fijiensis CBS 313.89 is the source of this 894-nucleotide messenger RNA. Its product is annotated as putative SNF7 family protein (Cta1). The record is from RefSeq and is a predicted model, not a curated record. The coding region runs from base 123 to 773 and encodes 216 amino acids. NCBI's taxonomy places the organism in Eukaryota, Fungi, Ascomycota, Eurotiomycetes, Eurotiales, Aspergillaceae. Gene Ontology annotation, cellular component: multivesicular body. The transcript is spliced from 2 exons. Gene Ontology annotation, biological process: late endosome to vacuole transport via multivesicular body sorting pathway; vesicle budding from membrane.